Dictyostelium purpureum is the source of this 2019-nucleotide messenger RNA. RefSeq lists its product as uncharacterized. Gene Ontology annotation, molecular function: tripeptidyl-peptidase activity; serine-type endopeptidase activity. Gene Ontology annotation, biological process: proteolysis. The record is from RefSeq and is a predicted model, not a curated record. Bases 1 to 2019 code for a protein of 672 amino acids. Lineage: Eukaryota; Evosea; Eumycetozoa; Dictyosteliales; Dictyosteliaceae. The transcript has 4 exons.
AUGAUAAAAAUUAAAAAGUUAUUAUUAAUAUUAUUUUUAACAUUUAUAAUUAUAAAUAUUGUGUCAUGUAGUCAUAAUAAUAAAAAUAAAAAGAAUCAAAUUCCAAAAGAAGAAAUUGAAGAAAUCCCUCAAGGUGAAGAGUUAAGACCAAUCCAAGAUGAAGUAGAAAAUAAAAUUAUCAAUGAAAGAUUAGAUAAUGAUAAUGUUGGUAACAAUAAUGAAAGAAAAUUAAAUAAGAAAAAAAAAAAUAAAAAAAAUAAAAAACAUUCAAAUAAUGAAGACGAAGAGUAUGAAAAAGAACUCGAAGAAAGAUUAGAGCAAUUGGAGCAGCAAGAACAACAACUAGAAAAACAAUAUCAACAACAACAACAACAAAAAGGAAAAGAAAAGAAAUACCAAAAGCAACCAAGACAAUUUAAUUCCAAACAGUAUAAAAGUAGAAAAUAUGUUGAACAUAAUUCAAGAAUAAUCGUAAAUGAAAAAGUCUGGAAAGUUAUGCAAAUUGAAAAUUCAGUUGAGGCUAAAAUUGAAUUAACAUUUGGUAUUAGACAAAGAAAUCUUGAUGAGUUGGAAGAGUUUGUAUGGCAAGUUAGUAAUCCAGAUCAUCCAAAUUAUGGUAGUUACAAGAGUUUUUCAGAAAUUAAAGAAAUGGUAAAACCACUAGAGGAAUCAAUUCCUAAGGUUAAAGAUUGGCUUUCCGAAAAUGAUAUUUUGGAUUCAUAUAUUACAGAAAGUGGUGAUUUUGUUAGAGUUACAACUAGUGUCAGAAAAGCAGAACAGUUAUUAAGUGUCCGUUACAAUAAAUUGGUCCACAAAGAAUCAAAAAAGUCUUUCUACCGUUCAUUGGAUCCAUAUAGUGUCCCAAGUGAUUUGUUAGAGCAUAUCGAUUUCAUUGGUGGUGUAAAUCAUUUACCAAUUCUUUCAUCAAAAUCAGCUCAACAAAGCGAAUUAUUAAAAUCAAAUAAGGUUCCAUUAAAUUAUAACUUUGACAAGCAAGGAAAAUCAUCAAAAGAUAGGGAUCCACUAUUAUCACCAGCUCUUAUUAGAAAAGAAAUGAAUGUUAGUCAAGUUUCCACCAACUCUACUCAUUUGGGUAACUCUCAAGCCAUUGCUCAAUUCUUAAAAGAAUAUUUUAGUCCAGCUGAUUUGAAGAAUUUCCAAUCUCGUUUUAGUUUACCAGACCAAGAGGUCGUUAAUGUUGUAGGCCCAAAUGAAAGGCUAUCCCCUGGUCUUGAAACUGCUUUGGAUAUUCAAUAUAUUAUGGCUAUGGCACCAAAUGUUCCAACAUGGAUUGUUAGUACUGGUGGUCUACAUGAAGGCCAGGAGCCAUUUUUGGAUUGGUUAGUAGAUCUUUCGUCCAAUAAAAAUCUUCCUUUGGUUCACAGUAUCUCAUAUGGUGAUGAAGAAGCUUCUAUUCAAAAAGCAUAUACAGACCGUGUUGAUACAGAGUUUAAAAAAUAUGCCGCAAUGGGUAGAACUAUAGUUUUCUCAAGUGGUGAUUUUGGUGCCGGAUGUUGGCCCGCUUCUUCAAGAUUUGUAUUAGCAGUUGGUGGUGUUAUUAAGAAAUCAGAUGGCUCAAUUAUCGGUGAUAGUAUUUCAGGUGGUGGUUUUUCAAAUUAUUUCGAAAGACCAACCUAUCAAGAUUCAGAGUGUUCAGAUUAUAUUGAAUCUUUAAAUGGUUCACUUUCAGAAUACUAUAGCCAAGCAGAAAAUGUUGUUAUUCUUUAUAAGAAUCGUUUAUUACCAAUUGGUGGUACCUCUGCCUCAGCUCCAAUCAUUGCAGGGUUAUUAUCUUUAAUUAAUGAUCAAAGACUACAAAACAAUAAACCAUCAAUUGGUUUGUUCAAUCCAUUAUUAUAUAAAAUUGCAAGAGAAUUCCCAAAUUCAUUUUUAGAUAUAGAUUAUGGUGAAAAUAGUUAUAAAUGCUGUGCUAAUGGCUUCAAAGCAACAAAAGGAUGGGACCCAGUAACUGGUUUGGGUGUUCCAAAUUUUGACGAAUUAAUUAAACAUUGUGUUUAA